Hyalella azteca is the source of this 3569-nucleotide messenger RNA. It is a transcript of the gene ERp44, whose product is annotated as endoplasmic reticulum resident protein 44. NCBI's taxonomy places the organism in Eukaryota, Metazoa, Arthropoda, Malacostraca, Amphipoda, Hyalellidae. The record is from RefSeq and is a predicted model, not a curated record. The coding region runs from base 97 to 1326 and encodes 409 amino acids. The transcript has 10 exons.
AGUGAGAAGUAAACACCUGUCCUGGCGAUGAGUAAAUUCAACUGAGUAACAUGUUACUAUAGUGAUUAAGUAAUUCUUCAACAAGACAUUUUGAGGAUGAUGGGAGGGAGGCAUAUAUAUGUUCUUUUUGGAUUCUUACUGAGCCUAGUAUGGAGAACAGAUGCUGGGGCAAUCAGCUUAGAUAACUCAAACUUCAACUCUACUAUAGGUAACACACAUUUGGUUAUGCUCAACUUUUAUGCUGACUGGUGCCGCUUCAGUCAAAUGCUAUCCCCAGUCUGGGAUGAGCUUGCAGACAAAGUCAAUGCACAGUUUCCUGAGCCAGGUCGUGUUGCCAUAGGCAAGGUAGACUGUGAAAGGCAGCAGGAUAUUGCCUCGAGAUUCCACAUCACCAAAUACCCAACACUGAAGCUGCUAAGGAAUGGCCAGGUGGUGAAGAAAGAGUACCGAGGUCAGCGCACGGCCGAUGCUCUGGCAGAGUUUGUUGCUGAGCAGCUCAAAGAUCCUGUGGUGCUGAUUAAAUCAAUUGAAGAUGUUAAUGUGGCUAAGAAAGACAACAAGCGCACAGUGUUUGGCUUUUUUGAGAGCCAGAUGCAGGAAAUUCAAAUCAGCAACUUCAAAAAGCUCUCCUUGGCUCUCAAGGAUGACUGCAAAUUCUUCAUGGGCACUGGGGAGCCCGUAGAAAAGUUGCAUCCGCCCGGCAUGCCAGUUGUGACGUUCGUGGGCAGUGCAAGCGACGAGGAUGACACCUUCCUAGGGGACCUGUCGAGCUAUCCUGAGCUGCUGGCCUGGGCCACCGACCGCUGUAUUCCCUUAGUCAGGGAGAUCACAUUCGCCAACGCCGAGGAGCUCACAGAGGAAGGUUUGCCCUUCCUCAUCCUCUUCCAUGCACCUGAUGACCUGGAGAGUCCUAAAGCCUUCCGCUCAGUUGUGGAGCGGGAGCUCACCGAUGAAAAAACAAAUGUGAACUUCCUGAUAGCUGAUGGCAUCCAGUUCGCCCACCCGCUACACCAUCUGGGCAAGGACAAGAAAGACUUGCCUCUUAUCGCCAUAGAUUCUUUCCGACAUAUGUACCUGUUCAAAGACUACAGCAGCAUGGACAAGCCUGGCGCCCUGAAGCAAUUCCUGGCCGACUUGUACAGCGGCAAGCUUCACCAGGAAUUCCAUUACGGGCCCAUGGACCCGCCUGAACAGCAGACCCAGCCUGUCGAGAGGAGGCUGGAAGUUGUGCAGCAGAAGAGCCCGACAACGCCUCCCGAGAGCACCUUCAAGAAGCUGGGUCCUUCCCCCAACAGAUACACGCUCCUCGAAAAGCAGGAGCUUUGAGCUAACUGCUUCAAUGACUAUUAUAGGUUCAGCAUUUUGCAAUCUUACAUUAUCCUAAACCUCCGCGCUUGUUGACAACCGAAUCUUUGCGUUUCAGAUCAGAAUUGGUUUCUUGAAAAUCUUGUUUCAGGGCUGACCUUCAUUGGCCCUGACUCAGAUUGGAACACAUAUUUUCCGGUUUUAAACAUCUGUCGUGAGACUGCAUUUCCAAAAGAUAUCUUGCAUAAUUCUGCGCAUUGGUUUAUGCCUGCAAGCAUUACUCAGAAAGUUCUUUAGUGAUUUUCUCCUUUGCCUUGGCCAGGCUAAAGGGUAAUCGAAUGUGGUAUCCUCAUGGCAAUUUUGUAUGUUAGGGUCUCGUUAGUCGUGUAAUUGAUUCUUCAGUGCGAACCUCUGUCCAUCAUGCCAGUCCUCUAUUCUGUGCAAUUGGCUAGUUGCGGUCAGUUUCAAGUUUCCGUAGCCAACAAAUGCUAUUUAUGUUUGAAAAUGAUAUAUAUCAGCUAAAAAAGUUCUCUUCAAUCAGUUGAGCUGACGUUUAGUUAACCUCUCUUGAUUUGUUCUUUCCCUCUUCCCACUAAUACGCAUUUAUUAGCCUGUUUAUAUUGCAACGAAACAUCGAUAUUUGGUAAACAUGCGCCAUAAUUUUUCACUCCUUUCUUCCCAUAACUUUUCUCCAUAAAUUUAGUUCCCUAAUUUAACUUGCAAGUCUGAGUCAUAAAUCUAAAUAUGAUGUUUUUAUUCUCAUCGUAGGCUUGUUCGUGCUGUUAUGGUAGUCAGUUUUUGCCGUCAUAUCAAAGAGCUUCAAUUGAUGCAGUGAGAUGCGCUAAUUCAUUCAUCAUUCACAUGCUCAUAUUGAGUUGGGUGACGACCAUCCAUGACAACAUUAUCUCAGUGGAUGAGGCCCCUGAAUUUUGUAGAAAAUGCAGUUUAUUUUCAUCCGUUCAGCGUUGUCAAGGCACGUUCGUUUGUGUACACUGCUAACUAAUUGAUGUUGAUCGAGGCAUUCGUGUUGGUCUGUGCUAUUCGUCGUUGCUGCCACUGGGUUCUAAUGAUUUUAAUGUCCUUUAUUAUAAUUUAUUAUUCAUUUGCUAUAGGCUAAUGUUAUUCGAAAGCGAGUCCAUUGUAUGGGAGUCAAUGAAUGAGGGAAUUGAGCAUUUAAUCGUUCAGAAGAUUUUUUUAAGAUUGUGUCAAGUUAUCAGAGAGCUCUGAUUGCCUGGCAAAAUUUCAGUAGGUGUUGUCAGGGCGCAACUUUAUUAAGGACCUGGUUAAAAGUUGGUAAUAUCGUAUUAUUUGCGUGUUAUGAGAAGUUAUUUUCACAAAUUAAUCAUUGACUGCAUCUAAAUCCCAGUGCACUCCCGUAUUUCUGUACUUAUUAGGGGUUAUUGUUGGGUAAUAUGUCGGUCAGUUCUUGUUAGCGAUGGAGGCUGAGUUUGCAAUCUUGAUACAAUUCGGCAAUUUGUCUUCAUUGAAACUGUAUUCAAGCUUAAUGGCUCGAUGCUGUGCUGUUGGAGCCCGAAACGCUCAAUAAUACAGACAUUGUUUUCGUAACUUUCAAGUGUAGAUAUCUUCUCCUGACCAGUGAUCAUUCAUCUAUAAACUUUGUUAUCAUAGGUGACGUUUUCCUUUUCUAACGUCCUUUGUACGAAAACCUCGUGACUAUUUCAAUUUGGCUCUAAUUUUUUUGUUGCUUGCAUUUAUUCAUAUGGUUGAUUCUGAUUCGGCAUGCUUUAUUUAUGGAAUGAAUUGUGCUUCCAAUUUAAUUGGACGAAAAUUACGUGAUCGUUUUCACGUUGUGUUAAUUUCCUUCCCAAACUAUUUUAAUUGAUAGACAUUAUUUAUUUUCUGAACUCUGGAAUAAAUCUCGUAGCUUUACCGUGCAUUUACUCUCCGAUUGACCUCCAACAGAUUUAUAUUUGACCGGUUCAUCAAUGCCGAUCGUCUCACUUUUUUAGGUGUCUGCACCUCGUAGAAGUCCGGUGCUAUUGUCUUCUGGGUUGAGGUUUCAUCGGCGUGGAAAAUCACUUCUAUUAACCGUGUUUUGUUGAAAAUGCACAUCAUUCCAGUAUUCUGUAUCGAUCAGUGUGUGCGAUUUUUCUCCUCUACAAGUUGUUCUCUUAAAGUUAUUUUUUACGCCGUGAUGGUGUGCGUGAUGGCAAAAUUAUUUUCUGUGAUCACGUGGACAUGGUCAUUGAUUAUGUUGUAUUCAGUUGUGAUGGUUUAAAGUCAAUAAAUACUGUACAAUUUUA